CCCCUUGCCCUCCUGUGCCGGGCAGUUUUGGAGCCGCUGUGUCCAUCUCUCCCCUGCAGCACUGCUUGUCACCCUCCGGCGUCAGCCCGGCACCAGGCACCGCUUUGCUCCAGCUCGGGCUGGGCUGUGGCAGCAGCACCCCGAGGCCACAUGGCACCGACGGGGACAGUGCUUGCCUUGUCGCUGUCCCCUCGAGGCAGGCGGCAGUGACCGGGGCGCAGUCCCCACUCCAGCCAGGCUCUUCUCCUCCCUCCUGGGCGGGGAGAGUGGACAGGAGAUAAAAGGGGGACCAGGGCCAGCUGGAAGUUGCUGAAAGCUGCUGGGGCCGGGAGCGAGGGAGGACGGCAGCGAGGAGAAGUGCGUGGAUCUGGGAGGAGAGUAACAGGCCGUGUGCCCCUGCCAGGGCCGGGGUCCAGGAUGGGGCUGCUGGUGCUGGCCCUGGCCACCUGGCUGGGGCUGGGGCUGGCCUCAGCCUCCCAGGAGGCGGCCAACAGCAGCCGGAUCUGCCAGGAGGCACCGGCGUGGACCAUCAAUGGCUCGAGCCCGAUGGAGGGGGCGGCCGGGCAGGUGACGGUGGUGGCGCUGCUGAAGGCCAGCUGACAGUUCUGCCUGAGGCAGGCCCACAGCCUCGGGGGCCUGCGGGAGCGGCUGGCCCGGCAGGGCACGGCCCAUGUCCGCUACAUGAUCGUCAACGAGAAGGCGCCGCUGUCCCGCGCCAUGCUGCCCGAGCUGCAGCGCCAUGCCCCGCCCGGCGUGCCCGUCCUCCAGCCCGAGCAGGGCGACCCCGACGUCUGGCAGGUCCUGGGGGGUGACAAGGACGACUUCCUUGUUUAUGACCGAUGUGGCCGCCUGGCUUUCCACAUCCAGCUGCCCUUCAGCUUCCUCCACUUCCCCUAUGUGGAGGCAGCCAUCCGCUACAGCCACAUCAAGGACUUCUGUGGCAACUGCUCCUUCUACCCCAACACCACCCAGGAGUCUAACAGUACCAUGGAGGUCCCUGCAACCCCAAGCUCACUUCCUGAACACGAGGGGAUGGAAUCAGAGACCCCCAUCCACCAGCACAAGCCCCUCCAUCCUCACCACCAUCACGAGGUCAGCAGUGAGAGAGAUACAAACCCAAGUGAAGACCACAAACCUGCUACCCAUGCUCACCACCACCAUGGAGACCAUGGCCAGCUCCAUCACAAGGGGAAGAAGCAGAAGGAGGGGGAUGAGCAUUAAACCAGGCUGGGCAGCCUUGCAGAAACCAGUAGUGUGCAGAUGACCCCAACUCACUUCACAGAAGCAUGGAAGGACUGGCUUUGGGCUGCUGGUCACCAGCAGUGCUGGUUUAACAACUCCCUCCAGCAUACCCCAUUGUGGGUUGCACUCCUACGCUGUGAUAGGGAUGGAAAUUCCCCUUGGACCCUGCUCAGUGCUGCAUUUUCAGCCCCAGAGCUCAGUUCUGAGCCUUCAUCUGCCACCGCCUGCCUUUCUGUGCUCAAUGAAGCCUGCUGUGCAAACCAGGAGGUCCCUGGUCACUGCUGGCUGACACUGCACAGAGCAGCAGGGCGGGCGUGGAGGGGCCAGAGCUGGGAUGGGAGCAGCACUGCUGGCAUCCUCUGCCCAUCCAGACACUCCUGGUGUGCUGGAAUCCCUGCGUUUCCUGGCCAGGGAGCGAGGGGAGGGACAGGGUGUGCCCCGCAGGACAUGGUCCCAGGGGACUGAGGGCACAAGGAGCAGUGGGAUGUCGCAGGUCCCCGUGGUCCAGACCCUGUAGCCCCAGAGCUGUCACAGCCUGCGCACCCCGCAGACCGUGCACACGGGUAUGUGCAGUGGUGGCGGGUGGCCGCAAGAUGGUGGCCUUGUCCCCUCUUGGAGACCCAGGGCUGCAUGCAAUGGGCACGGCCUGAGGAGGACAGGGUGAGGAUCCCGAGGUCUUUCCUGGGGGCAGCGUGGAUAUCCGGAGUACGAAUAAAACCUCUGUGAAGUGA
Molecule: messenger RNA, 1973 nt
Organism: Oenanthe melanoleuca
Lineage: Eukaryota; Metazoa; Chordata; Aves; Passeriformes; Muscicapidae
Product: selenoprotein Pb-like
Exons: 5
Biological process (GO): selenium compound metabolic process
Cellular component (GO): extracellular region
Molecular function (GO): selenium binding
Source: RefSeq, a predicted model, not a curated record